Messenger RNA from Hippocampus comes (tiger tail seahorse), 1909 nucleotides. It is a transcript of the gene mrpl21, whose product is annotated as mitochondrial ribosomal protein L21. The record is from RefSeq and is a predicted model, not a curated record. The transcript has 3 exons. Gene Ontology annotation, molecular function: structural constituent of ribosome. Bases 1207 to 1782 code for a protein of 191 amino acids. NCBI's taxonomy places the organism in Eukaryota, Metazoa, Chordata, Actinopteri, Syngnathiformes, Syngnathidae. Gene Ontology annotation, cellular component: mitochondrial large ribosomal subunit; ribosome.
GAGCGAUGUUGACACGAGCCAAUGAGCCUGGUUAGUCGCCCCCUGCAGGCAGGCCAAGAGACGGCAGGGAUCACAGACACGCGGAAGUUGUUCUUUCAACACGUUCGACCAACCGGCCGCCCUUUCGCCACGAUUGUGUCCCUCAUGGCCUCGCUGAAGAUCAAAAAAAAAAACACGCCCAAAGAAAGUCUUUGCGUCGACGGUUGAGGGGUGCGAAUGGCCGAGGUUCUGUGGAAGGCCUAAGUCGUGCCAAAGUGUCGCCAAGGACAAAAAGUGGCAACUGUUGUAUUGUUGACGCCAAAUCGCGCAGACUUCUUUAUCAGGAAGCCCGGAAACGAAGCCAAGCAAGCCACAAAAUGGAGGGAGGUAGCUCUGCCGGCGGUGCGUUCAAAGGCCGCGGACACUGGAGCGUCUGUUACUGCUGCAAUAUGCAUGUUGCUGAAACGUGAUUUAAAUGGCAUUUUAGUACGAUAGCAACAUUGCAAUGGGGUGAACUGUGACCCAUUAUCAAUUCAAAUUAUGUUAAUUACGUCAGUUGUGACAAAUUUACGACAUACUAAAACACGCCUGUUUUAAGUCGGCCGCUUGACAAAAUAACACCAAACACAAUUUAAACGCAUCAAAGCCACAUCCAGAUUAUACGGAUAAUGUAUCUUUCACAUAGAUUGGGAAGUUAGCAAUGUUAAUUCACCAAUCCAUAUAAAACACGGUGAACGUAGCCGCUCGUUCGGACGAGUGUGGGCGACGCAUGCGCAGUUUCAACCAAUUUAUGGACAGAAAUCCUAUUCUGCCCCAAAGAUGCUCAACAAAAGGCUUUCCGAGUCCACCGAUGACAUCCUUUUUUUGUGAGACUAGUUAAUAUGAUAUGUCAAUUAAAUGGUAUUUAGGUAUUUGUGGCACUUUAUUUGGCGAAAUUGACGGAUUUUUUUUUUUGUGAACAUACGUCGAACCAACUUGAGCGACAGGUGCGAUCGAUUUGCGGCGCAUUUACGACAGAAGGCAUUUGGGCAAAACACAACCAAACACUUUUGGAGCGCAAACUCGGGCAGAUCCAUAUUAUAUGGAUGAUAAAGUAUGAAUGGGAAUGUAUUUAUAAACAUCACUAACUUACUUCACUGACACAAAAAGAAAACACGGUGAACAUCGCCACCCCCCCGCCAAUCCUCUUUUGGAGAACAUCUCCGGUCGACACACUUUCCGGUAAAGAUGGCGCUGAUGGCGACCCUGCGGAGGACAUGGCGUCUGUUGACAUCGGGACCCUGGGUCAUUACUCCCGCCGCCGCCUGCUCACAGAGCUCCGUUAGUGGCCACUUGGUGCCUCUGACCUCGCUGUCCAGACCUCCGUGGCCGGAGACUAGGCCGGUGCCGGAGGAGGAGCAGCGGCGGCAGCACGCCGCCCUGACGAGCGCCGUCAACCGUCUGAUCGAGCAAGACGACUUCGGCCGCCUCUUCGCCGUCGUGCACUUCGCUGGCCGCCAGUGGAAGGUGACGGACGAGGACCUGAUCCUGCUGGAGAACCACGUGGAGGCGGCGUGCGGCGAUCGCCUGCGUCUGGAGAAGGUGCUGCUGGUGGGGGCGCGCCACUUCACCCUGGUGGGCCGGCCGCUGCUGGCCAAGGAGCUGGUGCGCGUGGAAGCCACCGUGCUGGAGAAGACGCAGUCGUGGCCCAAAGUGCACAUGCGCUUCUGGAAGCGCCACCGCUUCCAGCGCAAGAAAAUCAUCGUGCAGCCGCAGACCGUGCUCAGAAUCAACAGUGUGCGGCUGGCGCCGGCGCUCACGUGACAAGCAACCGCCGCCCCCAAAAAUAUAUAUUUUUUUUAUAAGGUUAUUUACCUGACACCAUUCAACAGAUUAAUUGAUCAUGAACUCAUUCACUCCCAAAGACGUUUUUAAACGUCUUUUCAGACUU